Molecule: messenger RNA, 1297 nt
Organism: Galendromus occidentalis (western predatory mite)
Lineage: Eukaryota; Metazoa; Arthropoda; Arachnida; Mesostigmata; Phytoseiidae
Product: alpha-soluble NSF attachment protein
Exons: 4
Coding region: 122-997 (291 amino acids)
Biological process (GO): intracellular protein transport; SNARE complex disassembly
Cellular component (GO): vacuolar membrane; SNARE complex
Molecular function (GO): soluble NSF attachment protein activity; syntaxin binding
Source: RefSeq, a predicted model, not a curated record
AUCAUCAGUGCGUGCGGUCCCAUAGGAUUCACUCAUCUGUCUGUCACCAGAGCACCGACAAUCUUGAGAACAGCAGAACGGCAGGUCCUGGUCGCAUUGUCAUCAGGCAGCGGAAAAGAUCAUGGCGGACAACGAGCAGCGGGCGAUCAAUCUAUUGGCUGAGGCCGAAUCAAAACUCAAGCCCGCGGGGUUCAUAUCCGGAAUUUUCGGAGGCGGUAACAGAUCGGAGGAGGCAUGCGAACUCUUCACAAAAGCCGCGAAUUCCUUCAAAAUGGCGAAGAAAUGGAGUAGCGCCGGAAAUGCCUUCUUGAAGGCUGGUAACAUCCAAAUCAAGGCGGGGAACCGCCAUGAAGCAGGGACGAACUUCGUCGAUGCGGGCAAUUGCUUCAAGAAGAGUGAGCCCCUGACAGCGGUCGAAUGCUACCAGAGAGCAAUCGAAAUCUAUACGGACAUGGGCCGAUUCAACAUCGCAGCGAAACAUCACGUCUCCAUAGCCGAACUUUUCGAGAACGAGCUCAAUGACAUCGACAAAGCAAUCGUCCAUUACGAGCAGGCGGCCGAGUACUACAAAGGCGAGGAAAGUCAUUCCUCGGCCAACAAACUCCUUCUGCAGGUGGCGAAAUACUCGGCGCAGUUGGAGAAAUACGAUAAAGCAAUCGAGAUCUACGAGCAGGUGGCAACCACUAACCUGGAUUCGUCUCUGCUGAAAUAUUCCGCCAAGGAACAGUUCUUCCGCGCGGCCUUGUGUCACCUUUGUGUGGAUACCCUCAAUGCAACUCACGCACUUAACAAAUACGAUGAGAUGUAUCCAAGUUUCGCAGAUUCACGCGAAUAUAAACUCAUCAAGACCCUCAUCGCGAAAUUGGAGGACCAAGAUCUCGAUGGAUUCACUCAGGCCGUCGCCGACUACGAUAGUAUUUCUCGGUUAGAUCAGUGGUAUACGACGAUGUUGCUCCGCGUCAAGAAGACACUCCAGGGAGAAUCAGAUUUAUGUUAAAGGAGUCGUUCUCAAGGAAGUCUGAUGUGAUCAUCGUUGACGCAGUGUCGGGAGAUUUUUGUCGAGCGGCUCGGCCGCUCACGAGUCGGAGCGUCGGCAGUUUGUUUAGCCAGCCUGUUAUCACACCUCUGUGCGUCUCUUUUUGCUCCCUCAUUUGAGCAUGCCCAGUUUAAUUAUAUAUAUCUAUAAACGAGAACAGAUGCCUAAGUUCACUUGAUAAGAGUGGGAUUUUGUUUAUGUUCAUCAUUGUUUUACACGCUGUUUGUUGCAUCAAUAAAACAGCCAGCAAGUCCAGAUGGA